CAAGCGUUUGGGGAAACGUUUCCACCCGGAUACUUUAACAUGUUGCGCAUCGGCAAACCAACAAUAGAAAUGGCUCGAAGCAGAACUUGUGGACACAUGGCCCGGUCCCAAGCGUUUAUGUAAUAAAGAUGUGUUUAGGAAUGAAUUAAUGAAUGAAGUCACCGAGAUGACGGAAUCAACAGAUACGUUAUGCGUUGAUGAUGUUGAUGACCUUUUCCCUCACAACUGGAUCCUUCACCACCCAAUGUAUCUGCGGAUGCAGAGUUUGGACGUGGAGGACGGUGCUCAGGUCCACGCAGCUUUCCUUGUUUACAUGGAUCUAACCGAGGUGCGUCACUGGAAGGACGUUUCUAGCCUUAAAUGUCCCGAGCUACAGGUGGUGUUGUUGGAAGGACGGGAGAAGGAGGGGGCCCCCAUGCAGAGCAUCCUACCCCUUCCCGUUCACCAGUAUCUGAACCACAAAAGUGUGCGUACCGUCUUGGGCCGCGGCUUCCCUUUGUUGCUGUGUGUGGUCGCGUCUGACUCCACCCUGGUUUACCAGAGGAUGACUGAUGGCUUUGUGACGCCGGACCCUCCCGCUGGCCAAAUCCAGGACCACGGUCGCCGGCAGCACCGCAAAAGACACCAGCAACAUUGACCAUCAGAGAGCAGAAAGUAAAGCACUGUUGCAAUCCUGUUUUGGAACCAUGGUAACGAUCCAUGUUUCCAUGAUCCAUCCUUGUGAAGUAAAAAUUAGACAGAAAAUUGCAGCCUGUGUGAGGGGAACCCUAAUGGUUUACUUUAAAUCAUGUUGGAAAUUAUAUUUUAAGAGAAAACAAAGCCAUGGGUGAUGUUCAUAAGUAUGGCCAACUGUGACGAGGACUGGAAUGUUAUUGUUAAGGAUAGAAACUGAAGUCACUUCAUGUGCAAAUCAUAUAGUCGAUUAUCGUUUUAGGCGCAUGGCCUUGGUUGUCUUGUUGUGAAUUAAUUUCCUAUUCUGAAUCCCAAUGUCAUUGGCCUUGGAAACACUUUUAUUUUUACAAAAAAAACAAAAAACAAAUCAAACAUACUUACAAAAACAUUCACUGUGGCAUUAUUCUGGUGAGAGAAAUACAGAAAUGAGAAAGAAAAUGCAACUUAUGUGUAUAUUUGCGAUUCAAACUGAUACUGGAAAGGGGCAUUAUCUGCCAACUGGUAGUGUCUGCAAAUGUGAGUGCGUCUUCUCAUUUCAUGGUGGUAAAAGUGAGGCGAAGACUUGACUCCAUGAGACCACAAUAAGUACAAAUGAACCCUGAGACUUAUUUGAAACAUACCCUACACCUCAAGAUAAAUAGACAUGGACGGGAUAACACAUAUGUACAUUUAUGGCUGACAUACU
Messenger RNA from Gadus chalcogrammus (walleye pollock), 1357 nucleotides. RefSeq names its product TSEN15 tRNA splicing endonuclease subunit (gene tsen15). Gene Ontology annotation, biological process: tRNA splicing, via endonucleolytic cleavage and ligation. The coding region runs from base 149 to 637 and encodes 162 amino acids. The transcript has 4 exons. Gene Ontology annotation, molecular function: nucleic acid binding. The record is from RefSeq and is a predicted model, not a curated record. Lineage: Eukaryota; Metazoa; Chordata; Actinopteri; Gadiformes; Gadidae.